This is a messenger RNA of Baudoinia panamericana UAMH 10762, 1176 nucleotides long. RefSeq lists its product as uncharacterized. Lineage: Eukaryota; Fungi; Ascomycota; Dothideomycetes; Mycosphaerellales; Teratosphaeriaceae. The record is from RefSeq and is a predicted model, not a curated record. Gene Ontology annotation, biological process: arachidonate metabolic process. Bases 1 to 1176 code for a protein of 391 amino acids. Gene Ontology annotation, cellular component: membrane. The transcript has 2 exons.
AUGAAGAACACAGUACCAGAUGUUAUCCCACCGGGCCCACGACUACCCCAGCUCCGCAAAAACGGAGCGCGCCUUCUUGCCUGCGAUGGUGGAGGCGUCAAGGGCGUUUCGUCCGUUCUGAUUCUAGACGCCAUCAUGGAGAAAGUCAAGCAAAUCGAAGUCCACGAGGGCAUCAACCUGUCGCCAAAGCCUCGGAAACCAUGCGAUUACUUCGACCUGGCGGCAGGUACCAGUACGGGCGGACUUAUUGCGCUUAUGCUCUUCCGUCUGCGGAUGAACACCAAGCAGUGCUUGGACGAAUACCAUAACCUGGCUUCACAGAUCUUCGCACCGACCAUCUUCGGCUUCCGGACAAUGGGCGGCCUCCUCGGAAAGUGUGGGUUGAUGCUGAAUAUGAUCGCCUCUGGCGCGCAGUUUCCCAGGAAACCAUUGGAAGACGCCAUCCGAACGGUUGUCGACAAGUACUCUGACAGGGAUGACCAAUGGAAAGACUACCUUGUUAACCCGAAGUCCGCGAUGAUGUUCAUGUGUGCCACGGUCAAGGACGAGGGCGAGUCUGUCCUCCUGCGCUCUUACACCAGGCCUGAAGGCGCAGCUCCAGUACGCUCACCUGUAGUUGAUGAGAAUGAUCUUGUCAACAGCAUCAAGAUCGUUCCAGCUGCCCGAGCUACGUCUGCGGCGCCAGGCUAUCUUCCUGAAGAAGUAUGGCAGUACAACAACCAGACCAUCAGCUUUUGGGAUGGUGGCGUGCUAAAUAACAAUCCGAUUGAGCAGCUAUGGAACGCACGCUACGAUUUGGUCGAGCGCCACCAACCACCGCCCGCCGUCUCCAUUGUUCUGUCGCUUGGGUGCGGUAGGCCAGAUGUGAGGCACCCGCGCUUCAUUGGCAAGCUUAUGAACAUGGCCAUCUACUACGCUCAGUGGUUCGUGGCCAACACCGCGGCAAAGCAUGCCGACUUCGAACGAUUGGCUAACCGGAUGGUCGACCGAGGCGAUCAGAACUCACAUCUUAAGUACUAUCGUCUUGACUGUCCGACUGGGAAAGCUAUACUGGACAUGGCUGAUUACACCAUUAUGGACGACCUUGAGGCAACGACCAGAAAGUACAUUGAGACCGAUCCUGACGCGAUUCGAAUGAUUGAUGAAUGCGCAAGGCUGUUGGCCAGCCGGGAUUAA